AUGCCGCCGCAGCAUCCAUUUCCUGUCAACUGCAAGCAAUUGCUCUACUUAGCUGACAUGGGCUACAUUCAUCUUCCAACGAUUAAGCCGGAAGACAUCGAAAUGCGAAACAAGUCUGACAGCCUUGCCAGGACUAUAACCAUCACUCAGGUGUUGUGGUUUACACUUGGUUCUUAUCAUGAUUUUUACCGCGGCCGUCUGGUGGCGCAAACCAAUGGAUAUCUCGCAUCCAAUCAUACUGGAAUGCGAUGUUCCAUUAUCGACUAUUCUAGCGGCUAUUGA
Akanthomyces muscarius is the source of this 282-nucleotide messenger RNA. RefSeq lists its product as uncharacterized. The coding region runs from base 1 to 282 and encodes 93 amino acids. Lineage: Eukaryota; Fungi; Ascomycota; Sordariomycetes; Hypocreales; Cordycipitaceae. The transcript is spliced from 2 exons. The record is from RefSeq and is a predicted model, not a curated record.